GUGCCCAUCCCGGAAACCCUCUGUGGCCCAACUCAGACCACGCCCCCAGUCUCACUUUUCCCUCUGCAUCACUGGCUCUGCCCUCGUCUGUUCUUGGAGUCUUUCGUUCCACUCAGGAUCCACUUCUGGAUCCGUCCCUGCCCAGUUCCUCUCACCGAUUCCACCCAUUCUUAAGCGUCCAGGUUCGCUUUAGCUUCCGGGACGGGAAGAGUGGCGCGGUGCUGGUGUCCGAGGCCACAGGAGGACCCUGUAAUAUGCCUAAGCCAUGUGUGUUUGACUUUGUCAAUAAGGCCAAAUGGGAUGCAUGGAGUACCCUGGGCAGCCUACCCAAGAAAACUAUCAGGCAGAACCAUGUGGAUCUUGUAUUCAGUUUGAGUUCCUCAUCUGAAGCCUCGAACCAGGGAAAGCAUGGAGUUGAUGAGAAAGCCCAGGAUUCUAAAGGCAUCCUGGUAACUUCUGAAGAUGGCAUCACGAAGAUCACGUUCAAUCGGCCCACCAAAAAGAACGCCAUAACCUUCCAGAUGUAUCACGAUAUUAUGCUCGCACUUAAAAAUGCCAGCACGGAUAACUCAGUCAUAACUGUUUUCACAGGAACUGGUGACUACUACAGCAGCGGGAAUGACCUGACUAACUUAAUUAAUGAUGCUGGUGAAAUACGGGACGUAGCCACAUCUGCUAAGCAACUGAGGGAAUUUGUAAACUGUUUUAUAGACUUUCCCAAGCCUCUGGUUGCAGUAGUAAAUGGCCCAGCUAUAGGAAUCGCUGUCACUCUCCUGGGACUAUUUGAUGCUGUCUAUGCUUCUGACAGGGCAACAUUUCAUACUCCAUUCACCCAUCUCGGCCAGAUCUCAGAAGCAUGCUCCUCUUACACAUUUCCAAAGAUAAUGGGCCCAGCAAAGGCGAUGAAAAUUUCCAAAGAGUUAAUCAGAAAACAUGAAAAACAAAAGCUAUAUACUGCGAACGCUCAAGAGUGUGCUGCAGUCCAGGAAAGGCUGCCAAUAGAGGAGUACACAAAUGCACUCAAGAACUUCCUGUCCAGAAAGGCAAAGCUGUGA
Mastomys coucha (southern multimammate mouse) is the source of this 1055-nucleotide messenger RNA. Its product is annotated as enoyl-CoA delta isomerase 3, peroxisomal-like. The transcript has 8 exons. Gene Ontology annotation, molecular function: fatty-acyl-CoA binding. The record is from RefSeq and is a predicted model, not a curated record. Lineage: Eukaryota; Metazoa; Chordata; Mammalia; Rodentia; Muridae. The coding region runs from base 255 to 1055 and encodes 266 amino acids.